This is a messenger RNA of Sorex araneus (European shrew), 342 nucleotides long. RefSeq names its product 60S ribosomal protein L36a-like. Gene Ontology annotation, biological process: translation. The coding region runs from base 13 to 342 and encodes 109 amino acids. The transcript has a single exon. Gene Ontology annotation, cellular component: ribosome; cytosolic large ribosomal subunit. Gene Ontology annotation, molecular function: structural constituent of ribosome. Lineage: Eukaryota; Metazoa; Chordata; Mammalia; Eulipotyphla; Soricidae. The record is from RefSeq and is a predicted model, not a curated record.
ACUCCAACAAGCAUGGUUAACAUACCAAAAAUCUAUUGGACUUUUGGUAAGAAAUGUGACAGACAUCAGCCCCACAAAGUCACACAGAAGGGCAAGGAUUCUCUGUAUGUCCAGGGAAAGUGGCAUUAUGACAGGAAACAGAGUGGUUAUGGAGGUCAUAUAAAGUCAAUAUUCUGGAAAAAAGAUAAAACUACAAAGAAGAUUGUGUUGAGACUUGAAUGUGUUGAGCCCAACUGCAGAUCUAAGAGAAUGCUUCCCAUUAAGAGAUGCAAGCAUUUUAAAAUGGGAGGCGAAAAAAAUAAAAAGGGACAAGUGAUCCAGUUGAAGCAUCAUCUUUUAUAG